Messenger RNA from Zophobas morio, 1204 nucleotides. RefSeq lists its product as uncharacterized. The transcript has 6 exons. Gene Ontology annotation, biological process: sensory perception of smell; detection of chemical stimulus involved in sensory perception of smell. Gene Ontology annotation, cellular component: plasma membrane. The record is from RefSeq and is a predicted model, not a curated record. Lineage: Eukaryota; Metazoa; Arthropoda; Insecta; Coleoptera; Tenebrionidae. Gene Ontology annotation, molecular function: odorant binding; olfactory receptor activity. The coding region runs from base 1 to 1164 and encodes 387 amino acids.
AUGUCACAUAAUUCGCAGAUUCCUGGAAAAAAAAUAUUAGUUUGUCUUGUGAAUCGCAAGAUAUUUGAAUGGAGUUUGAUAUGGCCCGCCGAGGGAACGGAACUACGUCCAGGAUUUGAGUUCAAACUUAAACUUGCGUUAUGCUGCAUUUUAAUUGCCUUUACAAUAAUACCAUCUGGAAUUGUUUUAUUUUUUAUGAUAAAAGAUCACGAUAUAAAUGCAACUAUUACUGCUAUUCUAGCCACAGACACCAUAUUUUACAUGUUAUUCUUAUUUAUACGUAAACAACAUGACAUCGCAAUUAUCCUCAGCAGUUUAUCAGAUUUCACAAAGUUUGGCAAACCACCUGGUUUUGAUAGACUUGACAAAAUAUUAAAUAUUUUUACCAAAGUACUCACCGCUUACGAACUGAGUGCUAUGAUUGUCUACAAAUAUAUAAUAAUAAUUAAGAACGCAGUAUGCAAGAGAAUUCAGGUUGAAGGAGAUUUAAAAGGAUACCAAUGCGGAUUAGGGACUCCUAAGUGGAUUCCUGUUGACAUACAUUUUUUUCCAGUCUAUGAAUUAUUCAUUAUUUAUGAUUUCAUCUGUAGUUUCAUAUUUAUUAAAAUGUGCACUCAGAUAGCCUUCCAUGUACUGGAAAUAACUCUUCACACUGCUCUAAGAAUCGAACAUUUGAAGUCUAUGGUAAUAAAAUGCUUCGAUUCCCAAAACUACAACGUGGUUUUUGCUAACUUGAGAAAAUGUAUAUCUUACCACAUCGAGAUACUGAAUUUAGUCGCCAAAAUCGAUUGUACCUUUUCCAGUAUUAUGUUGGUACAUUUCUUGUUGACUGGUUCAGUUUGUGCGUUUAUAGAAAGCGCAAUUGCAGAAAGGCGACAGGUGGUAAUGCACUGUUGUCAGUUUGUAUUGUGGAUUUCAGCUUUAUACUUUGUGUGCUUAGGAGGACAACGUAUCAUGGAUGCUACUGGGUCUGUCGCCGAUGCUUUAUGGGCUUCUGAAUGGUACAAGAGCGACGUAAGUCGUCAAAAAACCCUACUUUUUAUGUUGCAAAGGUCUCAAAAAUCCAAAUGUCUGACAGCCGGACCCUUUGGAGUUCUCCAAUACCCAUUAUUUGUUUCGAUAAUUAAAGCAUCGUACUCUAUUUUAUGCGUUUUAAGGUCUUGAAUAUUAAAAUCAACAUAUAUUAUUUAGGACAUAACUCGAU